This is a messenger RNA of Antechinus flavipes (yellow-footed antechinus), 4658 nucleotides long. RefSeq names its product ring finger protein 149 (gene RNF149). The record is from RefSeq and is a predicted model, not a curated record. NCBI's taxonomy places the organism in Eukaryota, Metazoa, Chordata, Mammalia, Dasyuromorphia, Dasyuridae. The transcript is spliced from 10 exons. The coding region runs from base 619 to 1902 and encodes 427 amino acids.
UGCAGCAUGAUAAAUGUGAAAAUAUGUAUAGAAUUGCACGUUUAACAUAUAUUGGGUUACUUGUUAUCUAUGCGAGAGGAAUGGGGGGAAGGGAGGGAGAAAAAUUUGGAACAAAGUUUUUGCAAGGGUGAAUAUUUAAAACUAUCUUUGCAUGUAUUUUGAAAAAAAAAGAACGACAAGUCUUGAAUGAGAGACGAAAGAGAGAGAAGCAGGAGGAGAAAGGAAGAGAGGGAGGUAAGCAAAGAAAGCGAGAGGAGGUAGAAAAGCCGGAGGAAGGGAGAGGGAGAUUUGAAACACACUUGCUCAAGCCCCGCCUAUCCCCACGACUAGGAAUCCCAUCGGCCCCAAGCUCUGGGGGUUUGGCUCCACCCCCUGUCCCUUCGCCCUUUCCCUGCUUUUCCCACUCUGCUUAAGAGACCGUAGCCAGAGCCUUGGAUGUAUUGACGUUUCACCGCCCUCUCCUCCUCCCCCUUCCGCCUCUUUUGUGCGUGCGCUCUUCCUCCCGGAUCUUGUAUUCCAGGCGCUCUCCGUGGGGGUCAUCUCCGUCCCCAUUCUGUUCGCUUCCCUGCCGCCGCCGCCGCCGCGGCUCCUCCUUCCUCACUUCAGCGCAGCGCGGCCAUGGGGCGGCGGCGGCGGCGGCGACGUCGCGAUGGCGGCUAUGUUAGGGGCACCAUAGUUCUCCUGGUCUUAGCCUUGUGCGAGCUGCCGGGGGCCCGGGGCCGGGUGCUCGAAUGGUACUCAGCCCUGGUGAGCACAGUGUACGUGGAUCCGCUGACUAACGAGACGGUGCAAGGCGCCACCGGAAGCGGUCGCUACGGCGACAACUCGCCUAAGGAGAGUUUGCAGGGCCUGGUGGGCAUACCUCGCGCUCCCGGCCGCGACCCGAAGGGCUGCGCUCCCAACACCCGCUACUAUGUGCCCCCACUGGGGGGACGGGCGUCCGGAAGGCACGAGCCCUGGAUUGCUCUGGUGGCCCGUGGGGACUGCACCUUCAAGGACAAGGUGCUCAAUGCCGCCCGCAGAAACGCCUCGGCAGUGGUCAUCUACAAUGAGGAGCACUACGGCAACAGCACCAACUCCAUGUCCCACCUGGGAACAGGAAAUACAGUGGUAAUUAUGGUUAGCUAUCCAAAAGGAAUAGAAAUUUUGGGGCCAGUGCAAAGAGGAAUUCCAGUUAAAAUGACCAUAGAAGUUGGUACACGUCAAGUGCAAGAGUUCAUCAGUGGUCAAUCUGUUGUGUUUGUAGCCAUUGCUUUCAUCACUAUGAUGAUCAUAUCAUUAGCUUGGUUAAUAUUUUACUACAUACAGCGUUUCCUAUAUGCUGGUUCACAGUUUGGAAAUCAGAAUCAUAGAAAAGAAACAAAGAAAGCUAUUGGGCAACUUCAGCUUCAUACUAUAAAGCGUGAAGACAAGGGAAUUGAUAUUGAUGCCGAAAACUGUGCAGUGUGCAUUGAAAAUUAUAAACCAAAGGAUAUUGUUAGAAUUCUGCCAUGCAAGCAUAUUUUUCAUAGAACAUGCAUAGACCCCUGGCUUUUGGACCAUCGAACUUGUCCAAUGUGUAAACUUGAUGUCAUCAAAGCUCUAGGAUACUGGGGAAAUCUUGAGGAUUUACAGGACAUACCAGCUCCAGAAUCCAUACCUGGUAGUGUUUCAAUUGUGAAUUUGAAUGUCACUUUGCAAGAUGAAGAUAGAAAUGAAGUAAGCCAUUUGCCAUCAUCUUCUACAAAUGGAUCUGGGUAUAAUAACUUUAAAGAUGAUACAGAGGAAAAUACAGCAUUACUAGAGAUGGCAACGAUACUCCACAGGAAGAGCCUAUCUCCUAAUGGACAUUAUCAUUCAGUAGCUCCACAGCAGCUUUUUGAACUGCAUCAGCACACACUUUAUACAUUGGAAAAAUUAUAAACCCAAAGGUCUAUGACAGCCAUGAAGAUUCAAUAGAAGGCUGAGAAAUGUGUCACAUUUGAAUAUAUGGCUUUCCCACACCCAGAAAAUGAGAAGAAAUAAUUGAAAAGACAUAAGCUACAUCACUUUAUAGCAAGGACCUGCUUCUAUGUGUCAGUUAUGAAUAGUAAGAAGAAAGGGCAUCAGUUUUUUAAAACAGAAUAAAGAUUAUUGCUGUCUUUUACUAAAUUAAAGACAUUCUGAAUUUGUUAUUCAAAGUUACUAUUUUCUUCCUCCUAUUCCCUUCCCAGCAAUAAAAUGAUUAUUGGUGAAAUUAUGUAAGAAAUUUUCAUAGCUACAUUACAGAAACAAGAAAAAUAAAGGAAGUGGGAAAAGUAUACUUCACUUUGCACUCAAGAGUUCAUCAAGUGAAUGAACUGGAAGUGGAUAGCACUUUUUUUUUUUAUGAGUACUUUAGAAUUGUAUUGGAUCAGUGAAGUGAUAAGUGUGCCAAGUUGAUUAUCAUAAUAUUGCUGUUACUCUGGAUAAUGAUAUAAGUUCUGCUCAUUUUACUUUGUCUCAGCUCACAUAAGUCUUGCAAACUUUUCUGAAAUUAACCCCUUCAUCAUUUCUACUAUCUCACACUAAUAAGCCACAAUUUGUUCAGUUAUUCCUCAAUUGAUGAACAUUUUUUCAAUUUCCCAAUCUUUAUCACCACAAAAAGAGCUUGCUAUAAAUAUUUUUAUAUAUAUAAGUCCUUUUUUUCUUUGAUCUCUUUGGGUUUACAGGCUUAGUAGUGGUAUUGCUGGAUCAAAGGGUAUGCACAAUUUUAGAGCCCUUUGGCCAUAUUUACAAAUUGUUUCCCAGAAUGAUUGGACCAGUUUAUAACUCUUAUCAACAGUUUCAUUCAGUGUUCCUAUUUUUCCCUCAUGCCCUCCAGCAUUUAUAUCAUUUCUAAAUUGUUUUAAUUUGCAUUUUUCUGAUAGUGAUUUAGAGCAGUUUUUUAUAUGACCACAGAUAGCAUUGAUUUCUUCUGAAAACUACCCAUUCAUAUCCUUUAACUAUCAAUUGGGGAAUGGCUCUUAUUUUUAUGAAUUUGACUCAAUUCUCUACCUAGUAUAUAUUUGAGAAAUGAGAUGUCUUAAUCAGAGAAACUUUCUGCCAAAAAGAAAAAAUCGAUAUUCAUUGUCUAUGGUAUUUAUUAGGUCUAUUUUUGUUUUUGCCUUGAAAUCAUAAUUGUUGCAUUUUCCAUUUUUUACUUAAGCUGAUGCAUAUCUGAUUCUGCUCCAGCCUUUAGAUUCUGGUUUUUUAAUUGAUUAUGCUGUCUGCUUCUGUAUUAUGGAUGAGCUCAUCCCAGUCACAUUCAGUCAAGAUUACAUAGACCUUCUGUCUAAUUAUCUUGUUUCAACCCAAAGACCCCAGCUUUUGGGAUAAGAAUUCACUAUUGGACAAAAACUGCUGGGAAAAUUGGAAAAUAGUAUGGCAGAAACUAGGCAUUGACCUACACAUAAUACUGAUUACCAAGAUAAGGUCAAAGUAGGUUCAUGAUCUAGGCAUAAAGAAUAUUAUAAAUCAAUUAGAAGAACAUAGGAUAGUUUGCCUCUCAGACCUGUAGAAGAGGAAGGAAUUUGUGACCAAAGAAGAACUAAAGAUUAUUAUUUAUCACAAAAUAGAUAAUUUUGAGUAUAUUAAGUUAAAAAGGUUUUGUACAAACAAAACUAAUGCAGACAAAAUUAGAAGGAAAACAAUAAACUGGUAAGGCCUCAUUUCUAAAAUAUAUAGAGAAUUGACUCAUUUAUAAUAAUAGUUCAAGCCAUUCUCCAUUUGAUAAAUGGUCAAAAAGUAUGAACAGUUUUCAGAUGAAGAAAUGAAAACUAUUUCAAGUCACAUGAAAAGGUGCUCCAAAUCACUAUUGAUCAGAGAAAUGCAAAUUAAGACAACUUUGAGAUACCACUACAUAUCUUUCAGAUUGGUUAGAAUGAAGGGGAAAAAUAAUGAUGAAUAUUGGAGGGGAUGUGGGAAAACUGGGACACUGAUACAUUGUUGGUGGAACUGUGAACGAAUCCAACUGUUCUGAAGAGCAAUUUGGAACUGUGCUUAAAAGUUACCAAACUGUACAUACCCUUUGACCCAGCAGUGACCCUUGUAUUCCAAAGAGAUCUUAAAGGAGGGAAAAGGACCCACAUGUACAAAAAUGUUUGUGGCAGCUAGAACUGUUUUGUAGUGGCUAGAACAGUUAACUGAAUUGGAUUCCCAUUAAUUAGAGAAUGACUAAAUAAAUUAUGUUAUAUGAAUGUUAUGGAAUAUUAUUGUUCUGUAAGAAAUAAGAAAUGUAAGAAAAGAAGAAAAGAAAAAGAUGAUUUCAGAGAGGCCUGGAGAGACGUACAUGAACUGAUGCUAAGUGAAAGGAGGAGAACCAUUAUACAUGGCAACAAGAAGACUAUACGAUGAUCAAUUCUGAUGAAAGUGGUUCACUUCAACAAUGAAUUGAUUCAUAUCAAUUCCAAUUGUUCAGUAAUGAAAAGAGCCAUCUACACCCAGGGAGAGGACUGUGGGAAUUGGAGUGUCCACCACAACAUAGCAUUUUUACUCUUUCUGUUGUUUACUUGCAUUUUUGUUUUCCUUCUCAGUUUUUUUUUUUUUUUUCCUUUUUCUUUCCAGAUCUAGAGGAGGGGGUGUGGGAAGGAGGGGAAAAUUUGGAACAGAAGGUUUUGCAAGAGUCAUUGUUGAAAAAUUAUCCAUGCAUAUGCUUUCUAAAUAAAGAGCUAUAAUAAUUA